AUACCAAUGCUAAUUAUAUUCACCAUCAAAGAAGAAAGGUGAAAUUUUUGGCCGAUUAAUAUCAUUCAAUCAAGUAAAACCCCAAAAUUCCAAAUGUCGUGGAGCGGCCCUGAAGAUCUCUACCUUUCAACUUCUCUCGCCAGCUAUCUUGAUAGAAAAAUUCUUGUUUUAUUGCGUGAUGGAAGGAAACUCUUGGGGACACUUUGUUCAUUUGAUCAAUUCGCAAAUGCUGUUCUAGAAGGAUCAUGUGAAAGAGUCAUCGUCGGCGACCUUUAUUGUGACAUCCCCUUGGGUUUAUAUGUAAUCCGUGGGGAGAACGUGGUCCUGAUUGGUGAACUGGAUUCAGAAAAAGAGGAUCUUCCCCCCCAUAUGUCACGUGUAUCAGUCUCUGAAAUAAGAAAGGCACAGAAAGCCGAGAGGGAAGCCUCCGAUCUUAAAGGACUGAUACGAAAGAGGAUGGAAUUCCUCGACAUGGACUAAAUCAUUUACACGCUGCUGGUGUUCGAAGAGUUUUUUCCUUGUCAACACCACGCUGCAUCAUCUGCUAACGAUUGUGGAUUUUCCGAAGACCAAGAUUUUGCAAUGUAUGUGAGUAUUAUCGAGCAUUAUUAAGAAAUAGUAUUGUAGCCUUUUCCUCGUGUUUGGCUUGAAGCUUUCAAUGCUUACUUUCAAUGAUGCUAGUUAGUACGCAAAUGCGAAAUUGCAGAUAAUAUAUGUAAGAUUAUGUAUAAGACUAUGCGGAUAAGAUGGGCAUUUUAACUCCUUGAUUUUCUUUAUUUUGUCAAUUUCUUUGAUAUAAAUGUAUAAUGAUCAUGAAUGAGUGCCUGAAAUUUGUUACUUCU
Amaranthus tricolor (Joseph's coat) is the source of this 842-nucleotide messenger RNA. Its product is annotated as sm-like protein LSM1B. The coding region runs from base 94 to 480 and encodes 128 amino acids. The transcript has 5 exons. Gene Ontology annotation, molecular function: RNA cap binding. Gene Ontology annotation, cellular component: Lsm1-7-Pat1 complex; P-body. The record is from RefSeq and is a predicted model, not a curated record. Gene Ontology annotation, biological process: deadenylation-dependent decapping of nuclear-transcribed mRNA. NCBI's taxonomy places the organism in Eukaryota, Viridiplantae, Streptophyta, Magnoliopsida, Caryophyllales, Amaranthaceae.